Sinocyclocheilus anshuiensis is the source of this 841-nucleotide messenger RNA. Its product is annotated as dual specificity phosphatase 28-like. Gene Ontology annotation, biological process: protein dephosphorylation. Bases 244 to 618 code for a protein of 124 amino acids. Gene Ontology annotation, cellular component: cytoplasm. The record is from RefSeq and is a predicted model, not a curated record. Lineage: Eukaryota; Metazoa; Chordata; Actinopteri; Cypriniformes; Cyprinidae. The transcript has 4 exons.
CAGCAUAGACAUAAAUCUAGAUUGGGUCAACUGUAUGUCAAAUUUAGGUUUCAAGCAAUGGUUUCAAGUAACAGAGCUAUUUUUAAUCCUAUGGUUACUGAAGGAGAGGAAGGCGAUUAUUGUCAUAAAUGGGCGGGGUAAAUUAGCUGCAUGUGCGUUCACUGCACGUUUUUCCUGUCAUUGGGACUGUUGUGGCGGUCAGGAUGAUGAAGCUCUGACACAUCCGCUUCGAGGAUCAUCCCCAUGCCUAAUCUGCAGCUCGCAAGACUUGUCUGCGUAAGGGCGAGGUUGAAACAUCUGACCAUUCUCCUUGCUGAUGCACAGCAACCCUUUCCCUCUAUGCGGAUAAGCACUUUGCGUGUACCUGUAUAUGAUGACCCUCAAGAAGACCUGUACAAGUAUUUUGACCGCUGUGCUGAUGCCAUAGCCAGUGAGGCAGAACGGGGAGGGACUGUUGUGUACUGCAAGAAUGGACGCAGUCGCUCAGCUACUGUCUGUGUGGCCUAUUUAAUGAAGCACCAGGGUCUCACCUUGACAGAUGCCUUCCAGGUAGUAAAAAGUGCCCGAUCAGUAGUUGCGCCUAACCCAGGAUUCUGGACUCCGCUGGAGCGAAAUUAACAGGAGCUGAAGAUCAGGAGGUCGGCCAGCCACAGAUCUAACCUCUCUCCACUUUAACUUCAUACCAACAUUUCCUGAUAUGACAUUCUCAAACUUCAGGGCUUUAUAAUAAGUCUUUAGUCAUGUCGCUCUUCAAGCUUGCUGCAAACAAUGAAUACCUUAUAAUAACGAUAUGUGCCUUAAAUGAUUAUAAAAAUGUGAUAAUACUACUAUAUUUUAAAAU